Frankliniella occidentalis (western flower thrips) is the source of this 2077-nucleotide messenger RNA. It is a transcript of the gene ldbr, whose product is annotated as lariat debranching enzyme. NCBI's taxonomy places the organism in Eukaryota, Metazoa, Arthropoda, Insecta, Thysanoptera, Thripidae. The record is from RefSeq and is a predicted model, not a curated record. The transcript is spliced from 11 exons. Bases 421 to 2022 code for a protein of 533 amino acids. Gene Ontology annotation, cellular component: nucleus. Gene Ontology annotation, molecular function: RNA lariat debranching enzyme activity. Gene Ontology annotation, biological process: mRNA splicing, via spliceosome.
AAACGUGAUACCACACACCACUUUCGGAACUCCUGCCGAAUGAUUCCUAGCUAUUUUGAUUCUACUUACACUUGAUCGCGAACAUUUACUUCCAUAUCAUUUAUUUAUUUGGUAUAAAAGUGGUACUUUCUCUAGCUCGUGAAUAUAAACGUUUAGACCAUCGCUGCUCAGGAGACGUUUAUACGUCUCCUGGGUGGCAGCAUUGAGUGUGUUUGUUUUUAAAAGAAGAUAGGUUAGUUUGGAUAUAGUUUCCUUGAAGUCGUUUCCCAGCACAUAGUAAAGCAAAAAAUAUGCUCGAAAGAAAUAAAAAAGUAAUAACUUAACCAAUGAAGCACUUAUUUCUUGGUAUAGCUCAAAUAACGUCGAUCAAUUUAUGUUUAGUUCGUUUACACAAAUAAGUAAAACUUCCCAGAGAUCAUAAUGAAAAUUGCGGUAGAAGGUUGUGCUCAUGGUGAACUUGAGAAAAUAUAUGACACUAUUGCAUACUUGGAACAGAAAGAAGGUGUCAAAGUUGACCUGUUAAUUUGCUGCGGAGACUUUCAGUCAACUCGCAACACUCAGGACUUAGAAUGUAUGGCAGUGCCAAUCAAGUAUCGAGAUAUUUGUACAUUUUAUAAAUAUUAUUCAGGAGAAAAAAUUGCCCCAAUUUUAACAAUUUUCAUCGGAGGAAAUCAUGAAGCCUCAAAUUAUUUGAGUGAAUUGGCUUAUGGAGGAUGGGUAGCUCCAAACAUUUAUUAUUUGGGCUAUGCAGGUGUCAUUCAGGUUGCUGGGAUUCGCAUUGCUGGUCUCUCAGGAAUCUUCAAAGGACGAGAUUUCAAAAUGGGUCACUUUGAAAAAGCACCAUUUUCUAGCUCUUCAAUGAGAAGUGUCUAUCACAUCCGCAACUUGGAAGUGUUUCGUCUGAAGCAGAUUUCAGGCAAACUUGAUAUUGCCUUAUCACAUGACUGGCCCCGUGGUGUUUGUCAUCAUGGGAAUAUGAAGCAGCUCCUAAGAUUCAAACCCUUUUUUGAAGAGGAUAUAAAAAAUAACAUUCUUGGAAGUCAGCCAGCUGAAGAGCUUCUCAACCUCUUGAAACCAACCUACUGGUUUUCUGCACACUUACAUUGUAAAUUCUCAGCAUUGAUUCGUCAUAUUUCAGAGGAUGACGCUGACACUACUUCUACUAAAUUUCUAGCCCUCGACAAAUGUCUCCCGAAGAGGCGUUUCCUGCAAAUUCUUAAUAUUCCCCAUGAUGAGGAUAAAGAAAUUGCAUUAGAAUAUGAUUUAGAAUGGCUUUCAAUUCUUUCACUUACAAACCAUCUUUUAUCAGUAAAACAAACACAAAACUAUAUGCCUGGACCAGGUGGCAAUGGACGAUGGAUGUUUACACCGACAAAAGAAGAGAAGGAUCUUAUUCUUAAAAAGUUUGCAGAUAAUCUCAAAAUACCAACAAAUUUUAUUCGCACAGUGCAAGCAUAUGACUCAUCAAGCAGCUCGGGACAUGAGCAUGGACAUGGACAACCAACAGCUCAACUGAAUCCCCAAACUACAUUUUUUUGUGAUCUCCUUGGAAUUGAUGACCCUAUUGCUCUACUACUUAAAGAAGAAGGAAAUUUUCAAUCUGUAGAACUUCCUCUCUACUCAACCAAUGCUGUAUCCUGUUUAAACCAACCUGUUCCCCACAAUACUUUACCCGAAGUGGAAAGAAUUGGAGGUGAUGACUCAGAUCGCAUUGAAGCUGCAUCUUCAAAACCAACACUCCACGGGAUGAAAUUACCUAGCCCUAAGUUAUCGGGCCUAGUUUUACCUCCUCCAACACACAAGGAAGAAGAUUUGCCAUUAGAAGAUAGUCUCAAUGAAUUUGAUACUGUACAAGAAAAAGAAAGUAGACUGAAUCCAGAACCAUCUGCUGAGAACCCUAUAAUUGAAUCAAGGACACCAGCCGAAUCUGAUGUUGUGAACUCUGGUCAGGGGCCACUUGCAAAGAAAUUCAAGAGAAGAAAUCAAGCAUUAUACUCAUCUACUGACAAUGAUGAUGUUUAACUGUACCUGUAUCAAAAUGCUAAAAUAUACAUUUUCCACUCUUAACUCGAUUGAA